UGUGAAUCCUAACUGUACACUGUCUGAAGUGGACGAACGGCUCUGGCUUCGGCGUGUUACGUGUAUAGUAGGCCCCUUUUGAACGAACGGCGCGGGCCGGGGCCACCACCAGCAUCUGCGGCAGGGAGAAUCGCGUUGGUUCGACGCAAACGCUACCCGGCGCCCCCUUGCCCUUGGGGCCGGCUAUUUUACCGCACCCGUUCUCCCCUCUCUACCGCAGAUCAGAUCACACUCGUAGAGAGAAGGAAAAAUAUCCCCAAACCCUAGCUCCCGAUCUCGAUGGCGAACCCUCGCGUCUUCUUCGACAUGACCGUCGGCGGCGCCCCGGCGGGCCGGAUCGUGAUGGAGCUGUACGCCAACGAGGUGCCCAAGACCGCGGAGAACUUCCGCGCGCUGUGCACGGGCGAGAAGGGCGUGGGCAAGUCCGGGAAGCCGCUCCACUACAAGGGCUCCACCUUCCACCGCGUCAUCCCCGAGUUCAUGUGCCAGGGCGGCGACUUCACCCGCGGCAACGGCACCGGCGGCGAGUCCAUCUACGGCGAGAAGUUCCCCGACGAGAAGUUCGUGCGCAAGCACACCGCCCCCGGUGUGCUCUCCAUGGCCAACGCCGGGCCCAACACCAACGGCUCCCAGUUCUUCAUCUGCACCGUCGCGACCCCUUGGCUCGACGGCAAGCACGUCGUCUUCGGCCAGGUCGUCGAGGGCAUGGACGUCGUCAAGGCCAUCGAGAAGGUGGGCACCCGCAACGGCUCCACCUCCAAGGUGGUCAAGGUCGCUGACUGCGGACAGCUCUCCUAGAUCUCUCUGAUCUGGUCUGUUCGGCCGCCCUCCCUCCGUCAUCGUCGACUCCCCCUGCGUCCGUUCCUUUGGAUCUGAAUAAGAUGGUGGUGAUCUGAGUGGUGGUCUUAGUUUAUCAUGUAUCGCUCGCAGUUUAAUUUAGCGGUUUAGGUGUGGAUCUGUGAACCCCAUGGCGCCUCUGCUUGAUUCGUGUUUCACCUGUUAUGUUCUGAGAUUCAUGAUAAUGCUAUGAGAACUGAAAUUCCCGUUUCAUGCUUCUUAAA
This is a messenger RNA of Zea mays, 1061 nucleotides long. Its product is annotated as peptidyl-prolyl cis-trans isomerase-like. NCBI's taxonomy places the organism in Eukaryota, Viridiplantae, Streptophyta, Magnoliopsida, Poales, Poaceae. Gene Ontology annotation, cellular component: cytoplasm. Gene Ontology annotation, molecular function: cyclosporin A binding; peptidyl-prolyl cis-trans isomerase activity. Gene Ontology annotation, biological process: protein folding; protein peptidyl-prolyl isomerization. The coding region runs from base 280 to 798 and encodes 172 amino acids. The transcript has a single exon. The record is from RefSeq and is a predicted model, not a curated record.